This is a messenger RNA of Rubroshorea leprosula, 1024 nucleotides long. The record is from the annotation of a GenBank genome assembly. NCBI's taxonomy places the organism in Eukaryota, Viridiplantae, Streptophyta, Magnoliopsida, Malvales, Dipterocarpaceae.
CAGUAGUAAAUAUAUAAUUCAACGAGAUUGUUGACGCCAUCAAGAGUUGGUAAACUUUACAAUAUUUUACAAUCUCCAAUUUCAAUGGAUUGGAGUCCACAUACAAUAUUGUGACAUCUUCUCUAAAAAUUAUUCCAACCAACCAAAAGCCACCGUCAACUAUUGUAAAUUUCUUAAGAAAAGCUAGUAACUAAUGGCAAGUCUCAGAAGAAUACAAACAUGGAACAUUCUUUAUUUCCAAAUGUAGAUUCCUAUUAUUGUUACCCUUUGCAUCCGGUAAAAACCCAAAUUUCCAACCUUUCCAGUCUCGACAUCAACAUACUAAUGUUGCUGCUACUGCUUCCAUCCAUCCUCAUCAUCAUUGCAUCGAGUAAUGACUCCAACACUCCAUAUCUCACAGGCUAAGAUCUUUAAGAUUGAAAGGCAAAAGGCUUUUGUUUUAUUUCUGCCCCUUUCUCCCACAAACAAGAUCGAUCAUUGCAAUCUCCAAUAUAUAAAGUUUCAAGUGUUGUCGAGAACUGAGUAAAACUCUCAAGCAAGCAAGUCAAUUUUGAAAUUUCCCCAAUUUUCAAAUUAGUAACCGAGAAGCGAUUACCCAUACUUUUCAAAAGCAUUGCAUUACAGCCUCUAACAUCCAACUCUUUAAGUGACUAACAUCUAACUCUUUAAGUGAAGAAAGGUUAUUGGGUAUUUGACCUAACAACUUGGGACAAUUUUCAAUCACAAGCCUUUGAAGAAAAGGGAAUUCACCUUCAAUUCCAGUUGGACAAGUCCAUUCCUUCCAAUUUAACAUGUUUCAAACACCAACCCCUCAAGUGAUGGAAAACAGUAUUGUCCCCCAUAAACUCAAAACCUAUAGCUUUCAUUGCCUCCAUGCCUUUAGUAAUCAAUUUUUUGAGAACAGGUAGUAGGCCAAGUGUAUCUCUUACAACUGCUGAGCUCUAUGGAUGAUGAAUUCAAAAAUAAUAAUGCGUUUGUGUUUGGGAAACUCUUACCAUCGUAGCAAGAAAUUGAGACUUUUUAA